Indicator indicator is the source of this 1150-nucleotide messenger RNA. It is a transcript of the gene ADIPOQ, whose product is annotated as adiponectin, C1Q and collagen domain containing. The record is from RefSeq and is a predicted model, not a curated record. Gene Ontology annotation, molecular function: protein binding. NCBI's taxonomy places the organism in Eukaryota, Metazoa, Chordata, Aves, Piciformes, Indicatoridae. The transcript has 3 exons. The coding region runs from base 50 to 781 and encodes 243 amino acids.
AAAGAGACUGCAGCAAGCCAACUAGGACUCAAGGCAGCUGGAAGCAACGAUGAGGGGCCCAGCAGGCUUCUUCCUUUGCUCACUUCUGCUGGUGUCUACCCAUCGCGCAGAGGCUGCUGACCCAGAGCCUGACCCCAAAACACCAUGUGCCAACUGGAUGGGAGGAGCUCCUGGCUACCCUGGCCACAAUGGGGUCCCUGGACGGGAUGGGAAAGAUGGAAGAGACGGACUAAAGGGAGAGAAAGGAGAGGAAGGUAUGCAAGGUCCCAAAGGUGACCAAGGUGAAAUAGGAGUUCCAGGGCAUGAAGGGCCAAGAGGAUUUCCUGGACAGCCAGGGCAGAAAGGGCAGAAGGGCGAAGGUUCCUUUGUCCACCGCUCUGCUUUCAGUGUGGGGCUGACAGAGCGAGCCCCCCAGCCCAAUGUCCCCAUCCGCUUCAGCAAGAUCUUCUACAAUGAGCAGAACCACUACGAUGCCAGCACUGGCAAGUUCGUCUGCAGCAUCCCUGGCACCUACUACUUCGCCUACCACCUUACAGUCUACCUGUCUGACGUCAAGGUCAGCCUCUACAAGAAGGACAAGGCAGUGGUCUUCACCUAUGACCAGUUCCAAAAGAACAACGUGGAUCAAGCUAGUGGCUCUGUCUUGCUGCACCUCAGCUCUGGGGAUGAGGUCUGGCUUCAGGUGUAUGGCGAUGGAGGCAACAACGGUGUCUAUGCUGACAACAUCAAUGAUUCCACUUUCAUGGGCUUCCUCCUGUACCCAGACCUGGAUGUCUAUUAAAGCAGAGGGUACUACAUGGGAAAGGAUGAGGUGGCUUAACCCCGGAUGUCAUCCUGGGGCUCUGACGCUAUAGCUACUCUGUAUUUACCCAAAAAUUGCUUUUUGCGGGGGCGACAAUGGCCAAGGGUGGACCUGAUCUCCUGUGAAAGAAGUGAACUUACACAGGAGUGACUUCCACAGGACCAAGAGUUCACUGCUACAUCUGCUCUUGCUUUCCUUGUGGAAACCCAAGCUCAAACACACUCCUACCACAUCGUGAAAGAGCAGCACACAAGACAGCCUAAUGUUUUUAAAAUUUAAAAGUGAUAAGAGAAAAAUUGGUUACAUUUAAAUACCACAUUCUAAAUUUCCAUGUUUUAACCACCUGAA